Sphaeroforma arctica JP610 is the source of this 807-nucleotide messenger RNA. RefSeq lists its product as hypothetical. Lineage: Eukaryota; Ichthyosporea; Ichthyophonida. The record is from RefSeq and is a predicted model, not a curated record. The coding region runs from base 1 to 807 and encodes 268 amino acids. The transcript has a single exon.
AUGACCCACAAUCCUAACCCCGCCUCCACCCAAUCCGAUGCGGGAAAGGCAUCCAGUCACAACAUGUCUCACUCCGGUAGUCACAGCUACAACCUCCCAAAUCCAGGUCCAAACCAUCACCACCCAAAUCACCAUCCACAUACAAGUCCAAACCACCACCAUACGCAUACAAGUCCAAACCACCACCAUACGCAUUCAGGUCCAAAUCAUCACCAUCCGAUCCACAGUUCCGUCGGGCCUCCUGGUCCAAGGGGCCUCCAGGGUCCCGUGGGUCCCGGGGGGUGCCCAGGUACACCGGGUACACCGGGUACACACGGUACAGUAGGAGCAACGGGGGUACCCGGGGUACCCGGAGCCACCGGAGCAACAGGUGCACACGGUAAUCCGAGUGCCGUUGGACCGGAGGGGGCCACGGGAACUACUGGAACUCCCGGUAACGGGGUUGAGGGGGUCCACAUUGACGACACUGGCGCGCUGAUCGUUUCCUACACAGACAACUCGUCCCACAGUGUGGGUGUGGUGCGACCGGUAUUUAACACGCUCGUCGACGACUCGGGGGCGCUGAUUUUCGAAAUGCCCGACAGGAACACGGUCGACGUUGGCAUUGUCAGGGGACCGGGAUUUACGCGCGCCGGACUCAAAGCGGAUGGCUCACUGGUGCUUGUGGGUACCGACGGGAUCGGGCGCAACCUAGGCAAGGUUGUGGGGGCUGGUAUUCCCGACAUUAGCAUGGAAUGUGGUAGUGGACGGCUUACGUUCCACCUGUCGAAUGGGACCACAUACACUGUCGACGUGCGAGAGGGGUGA